This is a messenger RNA of Haliotis rufescens (red abalone), 1898 nucleotides long. Its product is annotated as cornifelin homolog. NCBI's taxonomy places the organism in Eukaryota, Metazoa, Mollusca, Gastropoda, Lepetellida, Haliotidae. The transcript is spliced from 4 exons. Bases 274 to 756 code for a protein of 160 amino acids. The record is from RefSeq and is a predicted model, not a curated record.
ACGCGCUCACGUGCGAGGCAAUCGCAGACUCUCCUUCCGGUUGCUGGUAUGUUCUGAACUGGGCCAAAGUAAUUGAGACGAUUUUAGUGUGCGUGAAGCUUCGAAACUGUGGCAGUAUCAAGUACUUCACCUAAUUUACCCUCUACCACAACGCUAGCCUUAUGAGAGGGUUCUGACCAGUAACUAACCGCAGACAAAAGGUUCUAAAGCAGGACGCUUAAAGGAAUUGUACAUCAAAAGUUGGAUCCGUAAUUUGAGGAAUUUAUACAAGAAAUGAGUGUGGAUGGUCGAACUUCCCCAGAGGCCUGGAACCAGAGUCGAACCCCGACUGAAGUCGACAAUGAUCUGGACGAGAGGUCUACCGCUACUCCAACCACCCCCGACCAAACUUCCAUUGUGACGUCACAACCCCGACCAACGCCGAAGAAACUGACCCGUGUCCAGUUGUUGAUGCCCGCGGACGAUUCCUGCAGUGAACGGGAAUGGACGUCAGGGCUGUGCCAGUGCAGCAAAGGCAGACGGAACUGCUGCAUGAUGAGCUGCUGCUGGGUGUAUCACCGGUACAUCAUCGCCACCAGGGUCGGGGAGACCCCCUUCAUGUCACUCAUCCCUUGCGCAGCCUUCGCCCUUAGAGUCAAAGUCAGAACGCUCUUCAGCAUCAAAGGCUCAAUUCUUCAGGAUUUUUGGACAGCUUUAUGUUGUGAACCGUGUGCAGUAUGCCAGAUGACGAGGGAGCUUGAUGAAGUCGGACUAUGACGUCAUCAACUAAGCAUCCAAUGAAAGUGUUUUUUUAAGAUCACCCAAUCACUUGUUAAGUAUGCAAUGCCAGCAUGGAGCUUUCUGACAGAAGUGUGUACAGGGACUAACGUCAAGGGCACAUAUAUGCCUGUUGCUGGCUUGGUACUUACACUGAGGCUAUGCGACAGACUAACACCAGCGAGCGUCAAAAUGUCGACAAGAAGACGACAGUACUCGAGAAAUCCGUAAUUCAACAGUGUCCGUCAAUAUCACCGCAUAGUUGGAGAGUAGUUAUGUAAGCUCUCUCUCUCCCAAGAACAUGUGACAUUUUACUUCCAUUUGCAUUGUACAUUCAUUGUUAAAGAUAUACAAAUGUGACGUUUGAAACAUACUUCACCUUAUAGACAAUUUAGAACCGUCACGUCAUGACUUCCAGUUUUUCAAUGGGAUCAACGGUGCAUCGGACUUCUUAAAUAGAUCAAGUAGAAACAGAACUUGCUUAAUUACCUUCGAAUGAGAUAACUGAAAAAGACCUGUGUGAGUGUCAGUAAGUUCGGCUAAUGCUAUGAAAGCAGCUCAGAGUUUUGCUUAUCUUGUAUGAGUGGUCAAACUUCGCUUGGUCUUUUACGGUUUCGAAUAAUUCGGGGACAGUUGAUAACGCGUUAAGACAUAAUCAGCGUCCGUGUCACCGAUACCGCACAUUACCGCUGUCAUGUGACGAAUGUAGCUAUGGAACAGUUGUACGAGGAACAGUUUUCCACGCUACAUUUACACUGUCAGUAUUUGUUCCGGGUGGAACUACUUCCACAUGGAACUGAUGAUCGUUGACAGCUGCACCAUGGAAGCUGUACGCAUCGUCAGACUCGCCUCCUCUUGCAUCUCCCUGUCAUACGUCACACACGACAGAUGUCACAUGGCCAGUGGUGUAUUUAAUUUGUCAUUGCUUCAAGUAGACAUUAUAAAUAUUAUAUGAUUAUAAUCAAUUACUCUAUGCAAAUUUCAAACAAUUAGCUCAAUUUAAAACGUCAUUCCCCAUAUUGUUCGAUGUUAUUAUUUAUUGUACAAGAUCUCUUCAGUGUCUGUAGACAAACUUGUGAAUGAAACGAUUCAUGUCCAUUUAGAUAAUAAAUAUACACUUUUCAAAUAAAGUGUGAAACAAA